AUGAUAGGUCUGCAGUUAAUAACACAUGCCACUCUUAAGCUUCAGAGCUUUCCUGUCAAGUCCGGGGAGCUCUUUGAUUACAUUGUAGAGAAAGGCAGGUUACAAGAGGAGGAGGCUCGUAACUUUUUCCAGCAGAUAAUAUCUGGUGUGGAGUAUUGCCAUCGCAAUAUGGUUGUCCAUAGAGACCUCAAGCCUGAGAAUUUGCUGUUGGACUCGAGGUGCAAUAUUAAGAUUGCUGACUUUGGACUGAGUAAUGUCAUGAGGGAUGGUCAUUUUCUGAAGACGAGCUGUGGAAGCCCCAACUACGCUGCUCCUGAGGUUAUAUCAGGAAAAUUAUACGCUGGACCUGAUGUAUGGAGCUGCGGAGUGAUAUUGUAUGCUCUACUCUGUGUUCCAAGUGGCUAUCUUGAAUCCGAGUUUCAGGAGACAACAGACAGUGGUUCCAAUCCUAUGCGCCCAGCUGAAGCCGCUGCUUCACCUGUAGGCCAAUGGGUUCCUUCACCUAUGGAUCAGUACGGAUUGGGAGGAAGAUCACAAGUCCCAAGUGACCGUAAAUGGGCUCUUGGACUUCAGUCCCAUGCGCAUCCUCGUGAGAUCAUGAACGAACUACUGAAAGCUCUUCAAGAACUCAAUGUGUGUUGGAAGAAGAUUGGUCACUACAACAUGAAGUGCCGAUGGGUUCCUGGUUUCGCUGAUGAUCAGAAUACCAUGGACAACAAGGAAGAAGUCAGAGGAGCUAUAUUACAAUAUGCCAACUGCACUGAUCCCGAUGAGAGUGCAGCCCGACGGGAGAGACUAAUACAAGCGGAAGCUCAGGGUCAACUGGAAGCGAAUGCUGCUCUGGUUGUCAGAACAUCCCUGGUUCGAAAAACGACUACUGACCCCGAGAAGGAAUCUCCCCUGAAGCAAUCCUCAGACAGAAUUCCAGUUUCUAAUAGGCUUGGUAUACCUGGUGCGAGUGCGAGUAGACAAAGCCCACCUUUGAUCCCAUCAACGGAGCGAGCUUCAGCUAACAGCAGAUUGGGCCCAGUAAACUCUGACCUGGAUAGGAACACUCCACCAAAUGCCAAUAGCAAUGCUAACCUGAGCCUCCCAAUAUUGAACAGACUAGGACCUCAACUUGAUGCCAAUACCUCCCCGGCUACAGGGGCAAUUAAGGACACGGCGACAGUGUCAAAGAGGAAACCAGGACGUCCUCCGGGGCCAAGGAAAGUCCGGGGAAGUCCAGCGGGGGUACCGGGAACCAGCGCGCGAAAGAGAAAGGUGCAACAAACCAAACCGCCUAAUGUCCGCAAAAAACUACAUGUUGAAUCCACUCGGACUGGAAACUCUACACGAGGUAGCAAAAGUGGAGGAGAGCCAUCUCGUGGUGGGAUUCCCCACGAUGAUGAUGCAACAAACUCUGAUAACCUCCCAAUCGUUAACAUGAUUCCAAAGUCUAGUAGGCGUCGGAUGGAUUUUCGGAUCCAUUCCACCCCCGCUCCUUAG
Molecule: messenger RNA, 1488 nt
Organism: Brassica oleracea var. oleracea
Lineage: Eukaryota; Viridiplantae; Streptophyta; Magnoliopsida; Brassicales; Brassicaceae
Product: probable serine/threonine-protein kinase MARK-C
Exons: 6
Coding region: 1-1488 (495 amino acids)
Biological process (GO): protein phosphorylation; intracellular signal transduction
Molecular function (GO): ATP binding; protein serine/threonine kinase activity
Source: RefSeq, a predicted model, not a curated record